AUGAAGGCCAGCUGGAGGCCAGCAACUAUUGCUGUACCCAAGGGGUCAGCCCCAGGAAACUCGAGGGCUGCAACCUUUGGCCAAGGAACAAAUCUUUUCAUAACACCAAGAGAUUUUGACUGUGUUUAUUCAGGAAGCGCAGACAGGCUCAGCUUUGGAAGAGGAACGAGGCUGCUGGUGAAGCACAAUAUUACUCCAUCUCCUUCAGUCUACAGGCUGACCUCUGAAGAUGACAGGAAUUUGGAAAUGUGCCUUAUCACGGAUUACUCCCCUGACAAGCUUGAUCUUAGCUCAGUUGAUAGGAAGACGGAAACUGUUGUGGAGGUGGCAACAUCCGAGAACAAAUAUGAAGCGAGCUACCUGUCAACCUACUGGGCCAAGAAGGAUGAAAUGCAGUGUGGUGCCAAGCACGAGGGAUUUGCAGUGCUAGAAGAUGAUCCUGAAGCUGGUGCCAGCACUGUCUGCAUUACAGGGAUGUUGCCACAUUUCAAGACAGAUGAGAACCUGAACAUGCUGACCUUCUCACAAAUGGGCCUGAAAAUAAUUUUAAUGAAAGCAAUAAUUUUUAAUGUGCUGAUGACGAUGCUUAUGAGGAAAAAAAAUGAAUGAAAGUAACCAGACAGUGCAGAUGUGAAGUACGAAAAAAAUCUGUUGAAGAAUCAUUAUUGGAGCAUUGGGUGCAAGAGGUUCUCCCACUGCAAUAGAUACCAUUGUUUUUUCUGUAUAUCACACCAGCCAUUAUAGUGUAAAUUGCUUUGUGUGCAUUUUUAUGAAGCUACUCAAAAGUAUGUUACAAUUCUCUGCAUUCUGCUCAUUCAGCAUGACAGUGCCUUUUUUUGCUUUGGUUUGCUUUUUUUGGAUGAAGCAGAGAUUGCUGUAACUGUGUAUUGUCAAACAGCUCUAUUACUUGCAUUAAAAUGACAUAAAAUUUCUGCCUGAAUUGAGUGACACUCUCACUUCUCAAUCACUCACCUCUCCAUCACAGAAGAACGCUUUUAGCAAAAUUUUAAUGUUGAUAUGGCAUUUCUUUAGGCCUAUUAAAUAUCUACUACUGAUAAUAA
Molecule: messenger RNA, 1061 nt
Organism: Centrocercus urophasianus (Greater sage-grouse)
Lineage: Eukaryota; Metazoa; Chordata; Aves; Galliformes; Phasianidae
Product: M1-specific T cell receptor alpha chain-like
Exons: 7
Coding region: 1-609 (202 amino acids)
Source: RefSeq, a predicted model, not a curated record